This is a messenger RNA of Microplitis mediator, 5361 nucleotides long. RefSeq lists its product as uncharacterized. NCBI's taxonomy places the organism in Eukaryota, Metazoa, Arthropoda, Insecta, Hymenoptera, Braconidae. The record is from RefSeq and is a predicted model, not a curated record. The annotation marks the transcript as partial. The transcript has a single exon.
UGGUUUAGAGAUAGCCUAUCUCUAGUUCAUAAUAUACAGAACAUAGAUAGGACACAUACUAAUCCUAAUUCUUUUUUAGCUUCAAAGCCAACUAACAAAAUUUCUGUUUAUCAAAAAAAAAUUCCGAAACAAUUUUCAGUAUCUCUACUCCAACAGAGAGAGACUUUGAAGACUGAAUCGAAAUUAUCUGAUACAGAUAAAAAUCAAAGAACUCGUCAAUUUAAUAAAAAUAACAAACAUACCAUAAAAAGAUUUUCUUAUGAGUCAAUUACAAAUUUUGCUAUUUCAGAAGUCAAAGAAAACAUUGCUUUAGAAUCAACACGAAACUCUAUUAUAUUACAUCCAAAGCAGUUGGCCCCAGUAAUUCAACUAUUUAUAAAAAUUAUGACUAUAAAUAAAAUACAUCGAAAAACAUCUUUAAAGUCUCUAGUAAAUGAGCACACUGGUAAUUCUUCCUCACGAAAAUCAUUAGUAUCUAGUGACAUUUGUGUUUAUCAUAGGAAAGUAUUACAACUUUUAAUUGUAAAUAAUUUAACAAAUAAUGUUUCAAAAUCAAAAAUUAAUUCUUAUGAAUUUAAAAAUCAAUUGAAUAUAAAGCAUGUAGGUAAAAUUUGUGAUUCCUUAUCUAAAUCGUUUCCUCACUAUACUCCUUAUUAUAAACUAUCAGUUUGCAAUUUAUCAAAAAAUUCAAAAAAAGAACCAAAAUGUAACUCGGGAACUUGUAGUUAUUUUUCUAUCCCAGUGUAUACAACUCUUACGGUUAUUAGUUUCCACUGUCCCAACCCAAAGAUACGAUUUUCAUGGUGGCGAAAUAAAAUUUCGUGAAGGCAUGAGUUAUUAGAAAAAAAUGAUUAUGAAUAUCAAUAAUUAUUUGAAACUAAUGGUGCUACUUAAGUUUGUUUACAAGUAGUGAUUUCUAAUUCAUUAUUAUUGAUUCGCUGCACUAAGUUAAUUUUCAUUCAUCAUUAGCUUCGUGUUCCUGAAUUGAGUCGAGAGAUUACUAUCUACUCAUGAUUGAGGAUGGUUAAUAAAAUUUUCUUCCGUUACCAAUAAACCUAUCAUAGUGUCAAACGGCAACGGAAGUAUUUUUGAGUCAUUUACGAGCUUCACGAUCGUCUUAGAAUAUUUUUUACUACGCCUCAAACAGACAAAAUAAAUUUUGAAGACAAAGGAAUUAUGUUCGGAAAAUUUUUGCUUUAUUUUAAGUUUAUUGUUGUUAUAUUAUGAUUUAUUUACUUAUUUAGAGCUUUUAAUGAAACAACAAAAUGAUUCAAUAACUUGUCUGAUUAUAACUAGUUAUAAAAAGUUUCAGAUUUAAAACAGUGAUCAUUUCAUAUCGAAAAAACAAAUGGAAGUGAUAACUAUAAUAUAAACUCAGGAAAAAUUUUUUAUAUGAUAUUCUUCAUCUGUCCGAAAAAGUCCCUGGCAGAUCUGAAUUACGGUAAAAUUACCGUAAUUUACCACAUUUAGCCGUAAAUUACCGCAUAUACGUCAUUUAUGCGGCGAAUUUUACUGUAACUUACGGCAAUGCACAGUAAUAUACGGUAUUUUACGGCGAAUCACAGUAAAAAAUAUAUACACCACAGGCUUGCCGCAAUUUAACGGUAAAUUACCCUUUUUUUACAGCAAAUUUACGAUAACAGUACUUUUGCCGUAAAAUGCCGUGCGUUUACCAAAGAGUACCGUCUCUGACGAUAAAUUACCGAAUUUUACAGUAAAUUAGAGUAUGUUACCGUAAUAUACCGUAGAUCGUGUUCGCCAGGGGUUGCUAUAAGAUACUUCCAAGAUUUCUACAUAUAGUAAAAGUUGCAUUUAUGAUUGUAGUUUUAGAUUUCGUUUAGUUUUAAAAGAACCUUAAUUUUAAAAACCGAACAUUGAAAAAAAAAUAUCUUAUAUUGAUCUGAUAAUUAUAUUGUCUGCAGUCAUCAUAUUCUCAUAGAAGUAAGCUAAUUCUUCUAAAGAAAUUAACAAAAAAUGAUUUUACGUGUAAAUAGAUUAUAUCAGAUUUGAAAAAUUUCUAUUUUUCAAACAAUUUACUCUUAUUGUACAUUCAUGAACGUGCGAUUAUCGAAGAGUUUUUAAGGGAAGCUCUAGAGAAUGAAAUAAUAUAAUUCGGAAGUACCAAAAAACUUACUUAAUAAUUAAAAAUUUAAUAAAAUAGUUGCAAAAGAAUAUAAAAUGCUAAUUUUUUAAAUUUUGCUUGUCAAGAUGUGCUCAUUUAAAAUUUAUGGAAAUCAUUCUUUACGAAUAAAUUUAAAAGUAUGUUCAUUCAAUUAUUUUUUAUUUCGAUAUACGUUAAUAAAUGAUUCCUCUAUUAAUUUUGAAAAAGUCUCAUUCCUAAAAUAAAGCUAACAAACAAAACAAAAAUGAAAAACAAAAGAACCAUGCAAAAAUGUCUUAAUACCCUAGUUAAGAAAGCUGAUUUAAAGUGGUUUAUUCAACUCAUGCGCGCUAUUCACGUUUUACUAUGCCUAAAAUUCGAACCCUAAAUUGCCGUUUACUGACUGGUGAAAAAUUAUUUGUCAAAACGCAAUAAUGAUGUCUACUAUCCCGGCCAUUGUGACGUAAUAAAAAUAAACGUCACUAUCUUUCGGGCUCUAACUCAAUAUUGAGUAAUCACAAUUCUCUGUUGUUACCCAUUGAACAGCCAAGAUUGUGAUGCCGAAUGUUUUUAACGUGAAAUUAAAACUUUGACUUAUUGAAUUUAAAUUUCCGUGGAAUUAAAUCUACAUCUCUAUAAUUUUGUCACAUGAGUUGAAUAAAAUUAUGGGCGCAACAUGUAGGUUAAGUCAUAGUCCGUCAUCCGCGAGCUGCUUAGCAUUUAGCACUCAUCUUGUGCCUGCGCACCUGCAACUUGUACAAUCCAAAUCAGGCUGACAGACUAUGAAUAACACUUUACUAGUUACGCCAAUAACUAUUACACCGUUAAAUGUCCAUAUGAAAGAUGAUAAAAAAUUAUUUGAAUACUUGAAAUGAUGUAAAAUGAUUUUAACUCUAAAUACUUUAAACAAUUUUAAAACAUCUUUCUUAAUCAGAGUAGUAUACUAGGCUCAUAAUUAAAAAUAAAUUUUGGGUAACGAGAAUGAAUUGAUUCAAAAUCCACAGGUGAGUGUUAACAAAACACGAGUGUUAAAUUCAAUCGCUACUCAGUUAAACAACAAAUUUUUACAUCAAAUGUCAAGACAUAUAUCUUCUAUUGGUAGAAAAGAUUGCACAAGCUGAUUUACAAAAACAUACCAUAGAGUUAGAAUUAAUGUCAACUUGAUUCAUGGUCAUGGAAGCACUUAUCCAGACGACUCUUUCCAAGCUUAAUAUAUGUAUUGUAUUUACAUGUAGUCUGCGAUUUUUCGCUAUCAUAACUUGAAACCGAUAAUCAAUAUAUUUUCUCUGUUGGAUCCGAAUUACGGUGAUUACCGUAAUUUACGGAAUUUGGAAGAAAUCCGGUAUUUUACGGUAAAAUACCGCAAUUUACGGUAAAAGCACAGUAUUUUUCAGAAAAAGUUAUUCAGCAGAAUUGCUAUAAUUUACGGUCCAAUGCGGUAAUUUAUCUUAAUCCACGGCGAAUUACGUUAUUUACCGUAAUAUAGGUAAAUUACGGUAUUUUACCGCUCAUAACCGUAAUUUACCGUAGAUUGCGGUAAAUUGCCACAUUUCUACCUAAAUUGCGGUAAUUCUGCUGGAUACCGUAAAUUACGGCAAUUUACCGUAAUUUAGAUCCGCUAGGGCUGUAAAAUCCCUGGUGGAUCUCGAUUAUGAUAUCCGGCAAAACUACCGUAAUUUAGGUAAAAUGCGGUCAUGUACCGUAAAUUGCGGUAGUUUUACCGUAAAUUACGUCGAAAGGUCGCAAUUUACCGUAAAUUACGGUAAGUUGCCGCAUUUUAUCGUAGAUUACGACAAAUUACCGUAUUUUACGGUAAAUUGCGGUACUCCUGCUGGAUACUGUAAAUUACGGUAAUAACCGUAAUUUACCGUAAUUCGGCUUCGCUAGGGAUACCAUAAAUGACUUUAUAUUACAGUAAAAUGUCGUAAAUUGCGGAAAAUUCGCCGUAGAAAUACCGUAGUUUGCGGUAAAUUACGGCAAAAUCUGGUUAAUUACCGUAAUUCGGAUCUGUCAGGAAAUCUUAAAAUGGUAAGUUCAUAAUGACCCUCGCAGAUUUGAAUCACGGUGGGAACACCGUGAAAGUGUAAACAUCGUGGAUCCACUGUGGUUACACGGUGGGUUUGUUCUAUUUCACCACCGGGUAUACACAGUGUAUCCACUGUGAUUACGCGGUGUAUCCACCGUGAUUACGCGGUGGCUUGACCACUGUCUAUACACGGUGUUCCCACUGUGAUUACGCGGUGUAUCCACCGUGAUUACGCGGUGGCUUGACCACUGUCUAUACACGGUGUUCCCACUGUGAUUACGCGGUGUAUUCACCGUGAUUCCACGGUGGCUUUGUGCUAUUUCACCACCGUGUUUCCACGGUGUAUCCACCGCGUAAUCACAGUGGAAACACCGUGUAUACACGGUGGUCAAGCCACCGUGUAAUCACGGUGGAUACACCGCGUAAUCACAGUGGUAAAAUGGAACAAACCCACCGUGUUUCCACCGUGAUUCAAAUCUGCGAGGGGAAAACAAUAAAAAAAAUCUGGGCGUCGGUUGACCCUGCGGGCCAGCCCCAAAACUUCCCGCUGUUUUCGAGCUCAAGGAGCUUGAAAACAUUACUCUGAAUAUAUUUUCGAGCUCUUCUAGAUCGAAAAUACUUUUGUGUGCCAUUGUUUUCGAAAAAAACCGAUAUUAGCAUUUCUUUCUCCCACGAUAUCUCAGGAACGAAUUGACCGAUUUUGAUGGUUGAGGUGGCAAUCGGCGUAUUUUAUUGAGUUCUAGAGCUGAUCAGAUUUUGGAAUCGUUUACUUCAGUUGUUUCGAAGAUAUUCGCAAAAAACCGUUUUUUACCAUUUCUUUUGCCCGCGAUAACUCUCGAACGAAUUAUCCGAUUGAGAUGGCUAAGGCGGCAAUCGACGCGUUUUAUCAAGUUCUAGAGCUGAUUAGAUUUUGGAGUUGAUCGUAUAAGUCGUUUCUGAGAAAUCAAUAAAAAACCAAAAAAAAAAAAAAUUUUUUUAAUUCUUAUUCUUUGUAUAACUUGUAAACUACAUGAUCGAUUUACCCCAAAAUCUAAUCAAGACUAAGUUUUGGUGAGCUCUUUCGAUCGCCACCAAGUACGUUCAAAUCGGUUCAUCCGUUCCAAAGAUAUCGUCGGACAAAAAAAAGUUCACACACACACACACACACACACACACACACACACACACACACACACACACACACACACACACACACACAUACACACGGACGUCCAUCCGGGAAUAGUCAGAAUAG